GUUCAAUGCUUUCUAAAUGCAUAAUGCAAGUUUUUGUUUAAAAUAGGGUCCCUUUAUUUAGUUUUCUUUUAUUCUUUUUCUUUAUAUUAUUUAGAUAUGUUGGAAAGAGUCAAUACAGACACAAUGCUCGAAGGAGGCGACAAAAUCAAUCUCGUUCAGACAGGAUCAAGUGCUUCAAAAACCCUCGUUGGCGACAUCGUCAUUGAAAAAACCUUCAGUCAUGAACAAGCGCUUAUGUCUCGUAUUGAUGAUGCUGAAAAAGAGGAAAAGAACAUUACGCGCAUCAUUGAUAAACGCAUGAUGCCUUUAUUCUGUAUUUUUUAUUUUGUAGACUUUUUAGAUCGUGCCAAUAUUGGAAAUGCUAGUUUAGCAGGCAUCCAAGUAGAUUUGAAUUUAACUCCAAAGCAGCUGAGCAUGGCUAUAUCUGCAUUUUACAUUACAUACAUCAUAUUCGAAGUACCAUCCAAUAUCAUCUUAAAACGUACAAAUGCCGUCAUGUGGCUAUCGUUUAUUAUGUUUGUGUGGGGGUUUGUUACACUUAUUAUGGCAUUCGCAAAAAACUUCCAAAGUCUCCUCAUAUGUCGACUGUUUCUUGGGGCUGCCGAAAGCGGAUACAUUCCUGGCAUUCUUUAUUUGAUGUCUAAAGUAUACAAGCCUAGACAAUUCACGUUACGUGUUGCUAUGAUGCUCUGUAUGUCUUCUAUAUCCGGUGUUGUUUCCGGCCCGAUUGCAUACGGCACCUCCUUUCUUGAGGGACAAAAGGGCCUGCAUGGCUGGCAGUAUUUAUUUAUUCUGGAAGGAGUGCCUACUAUAUGCCUUAGUGUUAUCUCCUAUUUCUAUUUAUUUGACGACGUUCAACACGUUCCGUGGUUGACAGAUGAACAAAAGGCAUUACACAAGUCAUACACUCAAACAGAGUCAACGAAUGCACAAGUCAAUGUGAAAACGGUCAUCAAGGCAUGUGCAGAUUGGAAAACGAUUCUUUUCGCUAUUGUUUAUAUACUAAAUGCUAUCAACUUUACGAGUUAUCAAGUAUUUACACCGAUCAUCAUUGAUGGGUUCGGAUUCCCCGUAUUGACAUCGCAGCUGUUAUCUGCCCCACCUAGUGCAGUUCAAGCAUUCGCUAUUUUGCUUGGCGGAUAUCUAACAGAUAGAUACAACAAUAAAAGAGGCGUUGUUAUGGCGAGCGGAUUCGCAAUAGGUGCCUUUGGAUUCCUUUUAUUAAAAAUCCUUGAAGAUCGAUGGGCGAAGUACGGUGCACUCUUUAUUAUUCCUUUUGGUGUUGGUCUACAAUCCUCUGCCACUGUCGGCUGGUCUGCAGUCAACUUUCCAAACUUGGAAAUUCGUGCAGUAGCAGUAGCAGUCGUUGUCAUGGUAGGAUGCACAGGAGGGGUGAUCGCUUCAUAUAUUUAUCCAUUAAGUGAUGGACCCUAUUAUCACUUUGGCAAUUCCAUCAAUUUAGCUUGUGGCCUCUUAGGGAGUGUUUUUUCGUUGUUGACAAGUUAUCUAUUAUAUAGACAGAAUUGUAAGCUGGAUUUACAAUCUUCCAUUGAAUGCGGGAAAGAAGAAAAGGAAUCAUCACAAUUCAGAUACUAUUAUUAAAGCUAUAGAGAAUCCACUUUAUCAUUUAUAAAUUAAAUAAUAGUCAAAAUAAAAUGACGUAU
Messenger RNA from Rhizopus microsporus ATCC 52813, 1664 nucleotides. Its product is annotated as MFS general substrate transporter. Bases 124 to 1602 code for a protein of 492 amino acids. NCBI's taxonomy places the organism in Eukaryota, Fungi, Mucoromycota, Mucoromycetes, Mucorales, Rhizopodaceae. Gene Ontology annotation, biological process: transmembrane transport. The transcript has 10 exons. The record is from RefSeq and is a predicted model, not a curated record. Gene Ontology annotation, molecular function: transmembrane transporter activity. Gene Ontology annotation, cellular component: membrane.